Coprinopsis cinerea okayama7#130 is the source of this 1149-nucleotide messenger RNA. RefSeq names its product alpha-1,2 mannosyltransferase KTR1. Gene Ontology annotation, biological process: cell wall mannoprotein biosynthetic process; protein N-linked glycosylation. Gene Ontology annotation, cellular component: membrane; Golgi apparatus. Gene Ontology annotation, molecular function: alpha-1,2-mannosyltransferase activity. The transcript is spliced from 13 exons. Bases 31 to 1143 code for a protein of 370 amino acids. Lineage: Eukaryota; Fungi; Basidiomycota; Agaricomycetes; Agaricales; Psathyrellaceae. The record is from RefSeq and is a predicted model, not a curated record.
CUUUCUUCCCUCCUUCAAGACCCUCCAACGAUGGCAAACGUCGUAUCUUCAUUUCUUGCCACGAAUUCUAGACGUCGUAUAUUCUUGCUAUUAAUACCUCUAAUUCUAGCAAUCCACUUCCUCUUCGGGGCCCUCUCGCACGACUACCAGCCACUCAGAGAAUAUGCCGUCUCAGCAGCAGAAAAGUUCCUAUCAACGCCAAAUGCACGGGCGAACGCGACGUUGUUGAUGCUAUGCAGGAACAGUGAGCUGGAAGGGGUGCUGUCCAGUGUGCGGCAGAUCGAGGAUAGGUUUAACCGAAAGUUCAACUAUCCGUGGAUAUUCUUGAACGACGAGCCAUUUACGGACGAGUUCAAGCAGAGAGUCUCGAUAUUGGCCAGCGGCACAGUGCAAUUUGGGACAAUCCCUGAAGAACACUGGAAACAACCAGAUUGGAUUGACGAGAAGAAGGCUGCGGCGGCGAGGGCGAAGAUGAAAUCCCAGAGGGUGCCCUAUGCAGACAGCGUGUCAUACCGGAAUAUGUGUCGGUGGAAUUCAGGCUUCUUCUACAAACACGAGCUUUUGCAACCUUAUCGCUACUAUUGGAGAGUCGAACCUGACGUACAAUACUACUGCGACCUCAACUAUGAUCCCUUUGUGUUCAUGCGCGAUAACAACAAGGUUUAUGCGUUUACGAUCUCUUUAAUUGAAAUCCCGGCCAGCGUCCCGACGCUAUGGGAUACUGUGAAAGAAUUUAUGAAAGAAUACCCCCAGUACAUCCACCCCAACAACACCAUCAGCUUCGUCUCAGAUAACGGUGGAGAGGACUACAACCACUGCCAUUAUUGGAGCAACUUCGAAAUUGCGGACAUGGACUUUUACCGAGGCGAAGCAUACACGAAAUUCUUCGACUUCCUGGAGGCUAAAGGCGGUUUCUACUACGAGCGAUGGGGCGACGCACCAGUCCACAGCAUCGCCGUAUCCCUAUUCACCUCGAAGAAACAGCUCCACUACUUCCGCGACAUCGGCUACAAGCACGACUCGUUCGGACACUGCCCAAAGGGCUCUGAAUGGUCAAGUGGGAAAUGUACUUGCAAACCUGAUGAAUCCUUCAACAAGGGCGGCCACUCGUGUACUUGGGGAUGGAUACACCUCGUGCAUUGACGACUU